AACUUCUUCAUCUCAUUCAUCUCCUUAUUUGUUUUCACUACUUUCUCCUGUUUUUUCACAAAGCCAAAAAUGGCAACAAGCAAAACAGAUGGGAAGAGGAGCCUGAAGGAAAUGACGGAGGAUGAAGAGGAGGAGGAGGAUGAAGAUAGUACUGAUGCUAUAGGGUUUGGAGAUGAUAUUGAGAAGAAGAAGAAAGGCAAGAGAGGAUCCAGUGCUGGUGGAGGGUCAACACUACCUGGUUGUCAGGUUGACAACUGCACUGCCGACAUGACUGAUGCCAAGAGGUACCACAAGCGCCAUAAGGUCUGUGAGUUCCAUGCCAAGGCUUCUAUGGUUCGAAUCGCUGGACUCCAUCAACGCUUCUGCCAACAAUGUAGCAGAUUAAUGUUCCAUGAGUUAUCAGAGUUCGAUGAAGCAAAAAGGAGUUGUCGAAGACGUUUGGCCGGACACAAUGAGCGACGCCGGAAAAGCUCAUCUGAAUAUCAAGGGGAAGGCUCAAAUUAUUAAUUACAAGC
Molecule: messenger RNA, 515 nt
Organism: Durio zibethinus
Lineage: Eukaryota; Viridiplantae; Streptophyta; Magnoliopsida; Malvales; Malvaceae
Source: RefSeq, a predicted model, not a curated record